AUGUCGUCUCCUGAGGAUCUCCUAAAUGGUAUAUCCGGAGCUCUCGCAGCAGAAGGAAAUAUCCUACAAAUGGUCCUAGUGACUUUCAUCGGACUAUCAUGCUAUAAUGUCCUGGAACUCAUCAUCUUAGUCCCGACUUCAUUCCGUCGCUGGCGAGGCCUUUAUUUCUGGUCGCUACUGGUCUCUGCCUGUGUCGGGAUAGUGCCAUACUCAAUCGGCUUUAUGAUGAAGUUUUUCACCCAGGCCGACUCAGUACUUUCCGUGACUGUCUUAACAGUCGGCUGGUGGACAAUGGUAACUGGACAAUCGGUCGUGUUAUACUCGCGCCUUCAUCUCGUGCUUCGCAAUGAAAAGACACUAGCUCGCGUGCUGAAGAUGAUCAUUGCCAACUUCUUCUUGCUCCACGUACCCACUACCGUCUUGACGUAUGGGGCUAAUAUCGUCCAUUCGGGCGAUAUGGCCUGGGUAUGGGGAUAUAACAUUAUGGAAAAGGUUCAGUUGACCGGCUUCACGAUUCAGGAGACUUUAAUAUCUACGCUUUACGUGGUACAUACCGUCAAGUUACUUCGGCUUGGAGUGGAUGCGGAACUUCGUCCUGACUCGCGGUCGAUUAUGUAUCAGCUUAUUGGGAUAAAUUGUGCUAUUGUUGCGAUGGAUUUGUUAUUGUUGGGUCUUGAGUAUGCGAAUCAAUAUGCUAUUCAGAUUGUUCUUAAGGGGUUUAUUUACUCGCUUAAACUUAAGCUUGAGUUUGCGGUGCUGGGUCGUUUGGUUGAUAUUAUUCAGGGGUCGAGACAUCCUAUCUCCCUUGCUAUUGCUGAUACGUUGCCUCUUUGUUCGUAUCCGCGUCCACCUGAGAUUACGAUUCAUGUUGAGCAGCAUGAUACAGAGCCGGAGCAGGAACAUAUGCCGGAACCGAAGGAGAUUCUUCCUGCAAUGACUAGGAACAGGAUGGUGGAAGCGAAGGGAUUUGUGGGGUCGGGUAGGAGGGAAUUGGGGAGAUCGAACUCAUGA
Messenger RNA from Penicillium angulare, 1011 nucleotides. RefSeq lists its product as uncharacterized. The record is from RefSeq and is a predicted model, not a curated record. Bases 1 to 1011 code for a protein of 336 amino acids. The transcript has a single exon. NCBI's taxonomy places the organism in Eukaryota, Fungi, Ascomycota, Eurotiomycetes, Eurotiales, Aspergillaceae.